AACCACCGACCUCUCGGAUGAGAGGCCGACACGUUACCACUGUACUAGCCCAGAGGCUUACAAAACAUACAUAUCUUGGCAAGAUAUACUCAGCCCUUAGUUGAGUAAAAAUUUUGAUAGUGGUGGUGUGCCAAUGAUUAGUUACCACUAAUGCCAUUGUAGGUUGCCUUGGAUAGCUUUAGCAACAUAUUGUGCAGUAAAUGCAGUUCACAGACAACCCAUUGGAUUUGGGUGCUUCACUGCCCACAGAUGGCCCUAAAUCCAGGUAUUAGGCUUACUUGAUUGGCAACUCUUAUGGAUGUUUGGCUUGAAGGCCAGGCAUACAAACACAAACCUGCACACAAACUUUUGUGUGCAGGUCAUUACUCAUUGCCUUCCCUUUGCAUUAUUAUCAUCUCACUGUAAAGGCAUUUUCUGCUUCUUUGCCAUUUUCUGAGAUCCAUAUUUGUCACUUGAUAUGCUGUAUGAAGAUAGUGCAAAGGCAUUUUCUGCUUCUUUGCCAUUUUCUGAGGUCCAUAUUUGUCACUUGAUAUGCUGUAUCAAGAUGGUAAUUGAAUGCUUUCCUGGCACAGACUCCAUAUCCUCUCUCCAGGUAGUCUAUGACUGCAAUAACAAUAACAAGAAGUAACGUUGUUAAUUCUUACAGUAUGGAUGCACUUGCCAGAGACUAAGUCCCAACUCUGUCACAAAAUUUGUUAAACAAACUAAUUUUUAGCACCCUACACUUUAACAAGAUUGACAUUGAGAUGGCUGGGUGUACCCCCCAACACCCACCCAACAUACUUUACUGAAAUUCUGGAGCACUGAGUGGACCAAGGCUGUGAGCAUGGCUUCCUGUGACCUUAUUUGUAGCAGUACCAUUCAUGUCUGCAGAUUAUUUCUUGUACCAAUGACUGCAACUUUUUGUCUUUACAAGAAUUUAAUCUUCAAUUCACCCAAGUUUAGUAUGUCCAUGCCUUAAAGAUUUAAUGUAUAAUUUUGUUAUUUUUCAUUUUUUUGUAUUUUAGUUAUUUCCAUCAUGCCAGCCUUCCUAUGAAAUUCUCACAAUGGCAUUUGUCUGUCAUCCUGGCCCUCAGAUAAAUUUUUGCAUGACAGAAUAUUCACGUCACCUGGCCCUGAGGCCUAAUUUUUCCAUGCUAUAAUGGUCAUGUCACCCAAAUCCAAGGUGUUAAUUUAUUAUUAUCAGCAGUAUUCAGCUAUUAUAUACAUAUUUGAACACCAGCUUUGGAAUUGAGGGAAAGGGGAAAGGUGAAAGUGGAAGGAAAUAUUAAUAUAGUUAAAAAAAAGAGAGAGAAAAAAAAUUGUCUUGGGAAAGAAAAAAGGGGAAAAGAAAAGCAGAGACGAAAGAGAGAGAAGUGAUUGUUUAGAAUGUAUUUGCAUAACUGGUCAUAAUGAUUUAGGUAUGGUUUGAUUCUUGUCACUCUCAAGUACAGAUACAUAUAGGAAUUAUACCUCAGAAACCCCCCAGACCCCCACAUUCUAGGCCUCAAUAGCAUUGGAGGUCAUGGAAGAUACCAGGGAAAUUGAAGGGUAAAAUAACUAAUAUAAGAACAUGAUACAGACAGUAACUUGCUAUACUGCUAGAUUGAAGGGGCUGUGUACCCUGUGAUGCCUCCCUUUGGGAGCUGCUGCCCCACAACCCCUGUUCUGGACAAUAAAGAAUCCUCAUAUUCACAGCAGCAUAUGACCUUCAUGUGGGCGAACAUGAUGCCAUCUUCUUUGCGACUUCCAAAUUUCACUCAGCAAGCAUAUAGAUAUGGCAUUGCACUUUCUUGUAUCGGUGUUUUAAUUAACUGGCUUGGCGUAGCACAGCCCUAUAUUGAGCCUGUCCGGUACCUGGGUGUUGGGCUAGUGAUCAUAGGGUCUUUCCUCAUUAUUGCUGCUAUGUGUCGUUGGAUGUUUCUUUCUCCUAACCCAAGUACCGUCCAUGAGGUAAAUUCUGAAGGAACUGGAGAUCUUCAUGUAAUUACCGUCCCAAUGGGUCGUUCAAACACCCAUUCCCGUGCACCUGGAACCUCAACAGCAUCUCUGGGUAAACCACCAGAUUAUUUUUUAGUUGCAGAAAAACCCCCAAGUUAUGAAGAAGCUAUGUCCAUGCUACCACCUUGUAGAGCCAGUCAGUCAGGUGCUCUUCAGUUGAAUGCAGAUGGUGGCUUAGAGGACUUUCUUGCCCCACAUCAAGUACCAGAGAAUUAUCUUGAGGGUGCCACUGGAGGGGGCUCCCCACAGUCUCUGUGUCCCAGGUCUGAGAAUGUUCUGAAUGGAAGCCAAGAGAGUCCACUCAGCCCACCAUCCCCACCUCCUGCAUAUUCAAGCCAAAUGUCCCUUAGUGCCUCACCAUGCAGUAGUAACUAUAGCAACCAUACAUCACCUGAAAUGGAAAGUGGAAGCCAUAAUAUCUCAGUGAUAAGUAGGGAUACAGAGACUGAUGGCCAACCACAUGCUCAGGAAGUGCAUGCAAUUGAGCAACAUAAGUCAGCAAAGAAGGGGUCAAAGCAAUCAUCUAUGGACAAAUCAGAAAAAGUGGUAGAGAUAACUUCCCCUGAAGCUGAAGAGAAGGAGUGAUUUCUCAGAUGUUGAGGGUUAUUACAAGAUUGAGUUUCCCUUAACCUCACCAGUGAUUAAAUUGGAUUAUGUAAAUCCAUGUUUUAUUUGUGAUAGUAGACCUGACAAGUAGAAUAUAGUCAUUGGAAUUUAUGAUUUUGAAAUUUUUAGUUAACAGGAUUUCCAUUUCAUAAGAGAAUGAUGCCCAAAGUUGGACCUGCUGGAGGAACUAGUGACAUUUUCACUCAAUUAUUAUAAAAGAAAAAUCUACAUAAGUGAUAUAUAGGAGAGGCUGGGUGUUUAGUUUGAUGAUGCAUAGGCUACAUAGGUCUCUGGCAUUAAUGUUUUGGUUCAGAGGAAUGUUUUGAUUAUUUUCAGAAAAUUAUGUUGUUAUGGAUAACUUUUUUUUUCUCUUGUAUGUGUUGUGCAGUAUGUGAGGUGCUAAUACAACUAUGUUAUUUUUUGCUUUUGUUGUAUGUUGUUACGUGACUCUCAGAGGAUUUAAGCAUUCAGGUAGUUGCCUAAUCAUAUGAAACCUCAGGUUAAACAAAAUCAAGAUUUGUUUUUAUAUCAGAGUGCCAUUGGUCCUUAUAGUCCAGUAGACUAUCUUGAGUUGUUAUGGAGGAAGGUGAAUUGAGGUUUUUAUUAUUAUUAUUAUUAUUACUAUUACUAUUACUAUUAUUAUUAAGACCAGUCUUUUGCAUUAUAUGAAUUAUGAAUAUGUACAGAUGAUACAGAAUAUGGUCUGCAUGAUGACUGUCCAAACUAUAAGUACUAGAUUGUUUUGUUAUUUUAAAGAUAGAGUAUGUAUGCACCGUCUUUUUUUGAGUUCCACAUAUUUACAUGCACAUGGAUGCACAUGUGAACAUACAGGCAAAGACACACCCACCGCCCGCACACUAUGGCCACAUGCACAUAAUAUUUAUUGUUACUCUAACUACCUCUCUUUCUGGUGAAUGAGAGGCACACACACACAUACACACAUACAUACACACACAUACACACACACACACACACACACACACACACACACACACACACACACACACACACACACACACACACACACACACACACACACAC
This is a messenger RNA of Penaeus chinensis, 3627 nucleotides long. RefSeq names its product pectinesterase inhibitor 10-like. The transcript is spliced from 4 exons. The record is from RefSeq and is a predicted model, not a curated record. Lineage: Eukaryota; Metazoa; Arthropoda; Malacostraca; Decapoda; Penaeidae. The coding region runs from base 1609 to 2565 and encodes 318 amino acids.